CCCGGCCUGGCCGGCCCGUCCCAGUUCGUGAGCCGCUGUCGAGGGGUGAACGCCUGUCGCGCGUUUGGCGAAUAGCUCUCAUUUCCCCUAAAUGUGCUCCGGCGACCUCAACACGGCUCAAGUCCACCAGUCUGGCCGGGGCUACAGCCGCAUGGAGCUUCUGAAGGCGAGCAGCGAGAUCUGCCGAGCCCAGCACAAGUAAGCCGUUGGCCGCCGCCGCCCGUCCGCAGCUCCGUCCAGCCGCCGCCCGCCGGCGCGCCCCAUGGGCUGAGGCCGGCCAGAGUCGCACAGGAGAGUCGCUGUCGGCCGCCGCCCGCCGGGCCCGCCAGGCCUGCCGCCGCGGUCCGGUGCCGCGGACUGAGAGCGUCGCGCCGCCGUGCUUCCGUCGCGCCUCGGCGCCUGUGUCAUGAACAACAUGAAGGGCAAGAGCAGUCGCCCGGCGCCCUCCGAGAUCGAGUUCAGAAGCGUGAGGUUCCUCAUCACCGACCGGCCCACAGAGGCCAUCCUGCCUGCCUAUAUCGAGGAGCUGAAGCGCCACAACGCCCGCUCGGUGGUGCGUGUCUGCGAGCCCAGCUACAAGACCGACCUGCUGGAGCAGGAGGGCAUCCCUGUCACCGACCUCGUGUUCGACGACGGCCACUACCCGCCGGCCCAGGUGGUGACCGACUGGCUGGAGCUGGUGCGUGACCAGGUCCGAGCUGACCCCUCCUCCUGCGUGGCCGUGCACUGCGUGGCCGGCCUGGGGCGGGCGCCCGUUCUGGUGGCGCUCGCGCUCAUGGAACUCGGCCUCAAGUAUGAGGACGCCGUCGAGCUCAUCAGACAGAAGCGCAGGGGAGCUAUAAACGCUAAGCAGCUCCAGUUCCUCGAGAAGUACCGGCCAAGGUCUCGGCUGAAGGUGAAGAACGGCAACAAGCCGGCCUGCUGCCUUCAGUAAAGAUGGCGCUAGUAUCGGACCGCGCGAGGGCACUUCUGACGCUCCUCGCAGCUCCUCCGCCGCAGUUGGCGGACAUAUCACGGUCGGCCCGCGUACGGGGCCCAGGCUCAUCCGCCCGGAACCAUUGGAAACGGGCGCCGCGCAUCUUCCGUGGUGCUGUUAACAAUAUAUGUUGUGACGGUGGAUGAACUGGACUCUGGUGCUUGACAAAACUUCAACCUUACGUAAGCCACUUUGGUGUCCGCCCUCACUGGCCUCCUGUGGAGAGUGGUGCCCUGUGGAUGUAUCAUAAGGCACAUGCAGUGCUCGCCAGGCAGUUCCAGUUCAGGAUCAAAGCCCUGAUAUUAAAGUGUGACGGUGUGGAAUGUCAAGCAUCUGAAGACUGCAGUGAAAAUCGUGGUGUGCGGGAACCGAAUUUACCGACACCUAUCGGUAAAGCAGAAACUGCAAGUAAGCUGUAGGGUCAUUAGAGGGCGCUGCUCUUAUGUUAAGCCUUCCCUCUGGUUUCGUUUCAGCAACGCGAGUGAUCUAGGAUCACGCUCGAAUGUUGACACUCGUGCAGUAUCUCCCAGCUGCACUACCCCCGUGCGGUCUCCCAGCCGUGGUCACCUCGUGCGGCCUCCCAGCCGUGGUGCCCUCGUGCGGUCUCCCAGCUGUGGUGUCCUCGUGCGGUCUCCCACCUGUGGUGUCCUCGUGCGGCCUCCCAGCCGUGAUGUCCUCGUGCGGUCUCCCAGCCGUGGUGUCCUCGUGCGAUCCCCCAGCUGAAGUGCCCUUUGCCAUUCGCCAGCUGCAGUGGACGGCUACUGGCUACUGGCCAGGGUAGAGUGCAUGUGGGGCACGGGUGUUUCUAUGGUAGACAAACGAAUAAACAAAUAGUAAUGUA
Molecule: messenger RNA, 1817 nt
Organism: Pollicipes pollicipes
Lineage: Eukaryota; Metazoa; Arthropoda; Thecostraca; Pollicipedomorpha; Pollicipedidae
Product: protein tyrosine phosphatase type IVA 1
Exons: 5
Coding region: 407-934 (175 amino acids)
Biological process (GO): protein dephosphorylation
Source: RefSeq, a predicted model, not a curated record